Eimeria mitis is the source of this 999-nucleotide messenger RNA. RefSeq lists its product as uncharacterized. Gene Ontology annotation, biological process: mRNA splicing, via spliceosome. The record is from RefSeq and is a predicted model, not a curated record. Gene Ontology annotation, cellular component: spliceosomal complex. The transcript has 6 exons. Bases 1 to 999 code for a protein of 332 amino acids. NCBI's taxonomy places the organism in Eukaryota, Apicomplexa, Conoidasida, Eucoccidiorida, Eimeriidae.
AUGGCAUCCAGGGAGGCCGACACUGCCGUAGAUGCAGGCAGUACAUCAUCUUCUCCUGAAGAAGCAGAGUCCUCUGCUCGGUCGCGCUGCACUGCAGAAGAAGCAGCAACUGGGGAUAAUUCACGACUGCCCCGAAGCUUGUUUCGGUCGGGGAUCCGUUCUCUCCACUCCUUGAGGCGUCUGAAGGACCUAGAAGAUGCCGAUGCAACUCUAGGUGCUACGGAGGAGACGGCUUCAUCUAGCCGUCCUCCUCCCCCCGAGGCCACCUCUACAGGUCCACAGGAAGCCACAGGGGAUAAGGAAGGAGAUACCGACAGCGAGGAUGACACCUUGGAGGUUGUGAGGAGCAUGAAGGACCUGCAGCGCAUGCGGGGGGGUCGGAGAAAGGGUCUAGACGCUCGCUUGGCCCUAGAGGAAAAGGCUCAGGGAGAAGGUGAAGAAGAGGCAGAAGACGCCGGGGGCCUCCUCGAAAAGAACUUCGCCGCAGGAGGCCCUGGAUCCGUGACCGAUAAACACCUAGAAGAGUUUUUGCGCGAGCGUAUGAAGGACAAACAACACGAAACCCGCGAGCAAAAGGCCCUGAGGGAGCACGAUAUGAUAGACAGGAUGAGGGAUUUGUAUGCUAUUCCCGACCACUUGAAGGUUGCAGACAAGACGGAGGAGUACAAGGAUCAGAUGAAUUGGGUCACAGGUCUUGUCGAGGUAGAGCUUCCAAUGGAAACGAAGCUGAAAAAUAUUGAGGCGACGGAACGAGCAAAGCGCCAACUGCUGCGGAAGGGACUGCUGGAGGAAGCAGAGGAGAAUCCAGAGGAUCCAGAUGUUGUCCGCAAGACGGCGUUUGGUCAGAGAUACACAUGGUACAUUCCCGACUAUCAGUUUCGCAAAAGAAAUGGGCAACAGGCUCAGAAGGCUCGUGACGGGCACGAGGUCAAGCAGUUUGCCAAGAGGACGAAGCGGAUGAACGAAGGCAGAGGCAGAGUGGGCGUUGCGCCAAUGUAA